AUGCCAGAAGAAAAAAAGACAUUUGCAGAGUACACGCUUGACACCUCGCUUGUUGAGGCACUUGCUAAAAAGGGAAUUACCCAGCCAACAGAGAUACAGAAGCUCAUGCUCACCAAUCUAGUCAACAGGCAGAGUAUCUUGGCAAUAUCAAACACAGGAACAGGGAAAACACUAGCAUAUUUGCUGCCUAUUAUGCACACUUUGUUGCAGGACGACAAAUACUUCUAUGCUAUGGUUAUUCUUCCAACAAGAGAGUUAUCACAGCAGGUGCAUGCCGUUCUCGCGGAUAUUGGGGCAGAGAUAGGUCUUCGUACUAGCCUGCUUAUAGGAGCAACGGAUCUGCUUAGCCAAGGGAAAAGUCUGGCAGCCAGGCCGCAUAUUGUCAUUGGUACUCCAGGAAGAAUUAACCACCACCUGCGGAACACCAAAGGAAUAUCUGUCUCCUCGUUCAAAUAUCUUGUGUUAGAUGAAUGCGACAGGCUUUUAGACAACGACUUUGAUGGGGACAUAAACAACAUACUGGAGAUGAUAUCCCCAAAGUACACAUUCCUUUUCAGUGCCACCUUAACAAAACGUGUUAAUGCCUUUAAGGAAAAGAGAAUGAAUAAUCCUUUGCUGUACAACGUGCAGAAAGAUGAAGGUAUUCCAGAGAACAUCUUGCAGCAAUACAUCUAUCUUCCGCAGAAGUAUAAGGAGAUGUACUUAUACAGUAUUGUGCACAACCUUGGGUCUAGAAAGUGCAUUGUUUUUGUUAAGACGUGCAUCACGGCAGAGAGAAUAGAAAGAAUCCUUCGAUUCCUUGGAGAGUCUGUCUGCAGCAUCCAUGGAAACAAAACUCAGGAUAUCAGGACUGAAACGAUAGAGAUGUUUAGGAGAGGAAAGCACUCAAUUCUUAUAUCAACUGACGUAGUAGCUAGAGGAAUGGAUAUGGAUGGCAUCAAAGUCAUUAUAAACUAUGAUAUGCCAGAUGGCCACAAGGAAUACAUUCACAGAAUUGGGCGCACAGGGCGUGCAGGUGAAGUAGGGAGCUCUAUUACACUUGUUACGCAGUAUGAUGUGGAUGAUUUUAGAAAGCUAGAGGUCAAGCUGAACAAGAAAAUGGAUGAAUAUUCUGUGUCAAGUGAGCUGAUAUACAGCCUAGUUGAUAGUGUUGAUCAGGCCAAACGAGAGGCUGCUAUGGAUAUGAAGGAAGAAGGCGUGGGAAAGAAGAUCAAAGAGUUUAAAAAGGGAAAACAGGGAACGAAAUCUGCAAAGAAGGAUCAUGGAAGAGACCGAAAGUCAAAAUCAAAGUAA
This is a messenger RNA of Nematocida ausubeli, 1293 nucleotides long. RefSeq lists its product as uncharacterized. The record is from RefSeq and is a predicted model, not a curated record. The coding region runs from base 1 to 1293 and encodes 430 amino acids. The transcript has a single exon. NCBI's taxonomy places the organism in Eukaryota, Fungi, Microsporidia. Gene Ontology annotation, molecular function: RNA helicase activity; nucleic acid binding; ATP binding.